AUGGUUCCGAAAGACGACACUGCCGUGCAGGUUGAUAUCCAGGGUGUGGUGGAUAGUGAAGGGGAUGACACCGCGGGAAGGGAAGCGAAGUGGCAGGAGAUCACUAGACGAGAUCGCUACCUCGGCGCCCUCCUCAUCAACCUCCUCGCCUUUCUUCUCCCCGCCCUCUACUCCACGCUCUCCAAACCAUGGGUCGCCUCCAUCGACUCCUCCCUCGUGGCCACCACGGACGUCUACACGUACAUCUCCGUCGUUGCCGAAGUCCUCAACGAAGGCCUCCCCCGCGCCGCCUGGCUCGUCAUCGGUGACCGCGCCUCCCGCCCUCUCCCCCAGCGCGUCGGCCUCACCUACACCCUCAUCCUCUUCCAGUCGGUCCUCGGUCUGAUAAUGAGCAUCGCGUUCGUCGGCGCUGCCGCUACCUUCGCGAAGGGCUUCGUCUCCGCGCCAACGCGCUGCAUCAGCGUCUCGUACGUCCGCAUCGUGGCGUUUUCGGCGCUCAGUUCCGCGGUCGAGACGGCGGUGGCGACGGCGACGCGGGCGCUGGAUCAACCGGACGUGCCGCUGGUGAUCAGCAGCGUGAAGUUCGGUGUGAACAUCGUGUUGGAUUUCCUGAUCAUCUCGAAGUUUCACGUCGGGGGGCAUGUGCCCACGGUUAAUAUGCAGGCUGGCAUCCUCCUCGCGUGUAACCUGUCUUCCGCGGUCAUCGGUCUGGGGUACUUCGUCGUCAUGAGUACGCGACACCUUCGCGUGGGAUAUGGCGCGGAAGGGCUGCGUGCUGCCCACCCGACGUUCCGCGCUCUUCGGGUCCUUGCGCGGCCGGGGUCACUUACGUUCCUCGAGUCCGCAGUCCGCAACGCGCUGUAUCUCUGGUUGAUCAGCGGGAUCGUGUCGAUGGGACUCCAGUAUGCGACCGCAUGGGGCGUCUUCAACACCAUCCGCUGGGGCCUCGUCAUGGUGCCGGUGUCCGCGCUAGAGGCGACUACGUUGACGUUCGUGGGGCACCGGUGGGGGACGUGGCGGCGGGGGAUCGGGGUCGAAGAGCGGCGGCCACGGGCGGAGGCGCGAGCGCUGCGGGGGAUCGGGAAGCCGGCGGUGUGGUGGGCGGCGGCGGCGCUGGUGGUGGAGGUGCCAGUGUGUGUGUUCUUGUCUGUCUGGGGCGCGAAGGGGUUCGCGAGGUGUCUGUCGGGGGAUGAGGAGGUGGCGGCAAUUACGGAGCGGAUGUGGAGGACGAUUGAUUGGUGUUAUGUGAUGUAUGCGGUGUCAACGCAACUGGCGGCGGUGUUGUUGGCGACGAGACCGCUGUGGUAUCUGUAUCAGUCGCUGGUGUCGAACUUACUGUACGUGCUGCCGUGGGCGAUCGUGUGUCAGGUGGUGAAAUUGGAUCCGAGGAACGAAUGGACGUAUCAUAGUCUCGUGUUCGGGGGGAGCUUAGUGUUCUCGUUCGUCGAUAUUCUCAUUGUCGAUGGCCUGUGGCUUGGCUAUCGCUAUCUAUCGUCCGCUCGUGGACAACGGCGUUCCGACGAUACCUGA
This is a messenger RNA of Eremomyces bilateralis CBS 781.70, 1530 nucleotides long. RefSeq lists its product as uncharacterized. Bases 1 to 1530 code for a protein of 509 amino acids. The transcript has 3 exons. The record is from RefSeq and is a predicted model, not a curated record. Lineage: Eukaryota; Fungi; Ascomycota; Dothideomycetes; Eremomycetales; Eremomycetaceae.